Messenger RNA from Colletotrichum destructivum, 1606 nucleotides. RefSeq lists its product as uncharacterized. The record is from RefSeq and is a predicted model, not a curated record. Gene Ontology annotation, biological process: fungal-type cell wall organization; septin cytoskeleton organization; endocytosis. Gene Ontology annotation, cellular component: cell cortex; membrane raft; plasma membrane. Lineage: Eukaryota; Fungi; Ascomycota; Sordariomycetes; Glomerellales; Glomerellaceae. The transcript is spliced from 4 exons. Bases 465 to 1211 code for a protein of 248 amino acids.
CACUCUUCUCUUUUUUCUUAUCCUCCCCUCUAGAUCCCUCUGCAAGACUCGUGCACUUUCCAUCCGCUUUACUGGAUACUCUCGGCACAUCUCUGAUAGUCUACAGAACCAACUACUUACUAUCUAGCCUGUCAGACGAAACAUCCCGAGGACAAGGAGACAUACCAACGCAGAUUCCCCGUCCGUCACCACCUCUGUCCGGCCCACCCGUGUCCUUAUCACUGCCCAGAUAUUGCCCGGCCGAGAACAAAGGUUAGAGACAAACAAACAGAAACAACCCAAGAAACAUAAACGAGAGACACCCCCCACCCUGGACUUAACAUAUUUCCCCAUCUGGCUGAAACAAUUGUGCGAAUCCGGUUUCCCGUCCCGCCGAAGACUCAUUCCUAUACCCAGCCAUCCCAAGGAAUCGCAGGCGCAACCUCGCAGAGACAAAUCCCGACGACUCCAUACAAUCCACAGCAAUGGCUAAACACGCCCCCUUGGGCACCGCUGCCAUCGUCUUCCUUUCGGGCUCCAUUGUCCUCCUCCUCUUCGUCAUCCUCGCCGCCGUUCGUGACUCGGCGCCCCUGAGCAACACCUACUUCCUCGAGGCUGAUACCUCGGGCAUCACCGGCGCUCGCGAGGGUCUCACGCGAUGGACCUACUUUUACUACUGCAACGACCAGAACACUGAGUGCUGGGGUGCGUGGCCCGCUCCCGCCUUCGGCUGGGCCUGGGGCCGCGACGCCGCCAACGUUCCUUCUGGUCUCGCCGGCAGCCACGGGGGCGGUACUACCAGCACCCAGUUCUUCUACCUGUGGCGCUUCGGCUGGGUCAUGUACCUGAUCGCCCUCUUCUUCAUGGCCAUGGCCUGGUUUGCAAGCUUCCUGGCGUGCUGCGGCCGUCUCGGUGCCGCUGUCGCCGGUCUGGUCUCUGCCUCGGCUCUCUUCUUCCUCACCGUGGCCGCCUCUCUGAUGACGGCAACCUUUGUCAAAGCGCGCAACGCAUUCCAGUCCGCCGGCCGCGAAGCCCACAUCGGCACCUACGCCUUCGGAUUCACGUGGGGCGCCUGGGCCGCCCUCCUCAUCGCAACGCUCCUCUUCUGUCUUGGCAUCCGCGGCGACAAGGCCGCUGGUGGUGGCAGCCGCUUCCGCCGCAACCGCAGCACCCGCAGCCGCAGGUCCUUUGACGUCAACAGCGGUCGUCGCGUCAAGGAGGACUACGCAUGAGAAGACAUACAGGCGACGAGCCGGUUCAGAUUUCUCUUUUGCGUUGAAAAUUCUGGAGUUUUCGAGGGCGAUGUCAUGUGUGUUCUCAUGAUUUGGCCGUGUGUGGUGGUGAUUUAACACUCGCGAACCUUUUAUUUGCUCAUUCUGCAUCUUCGCCGGCGUUCCUGCAGCGCCAUCUACAACCAAUGUGGCAUUUUCUUGGAGGGAUGGAUUCCGGACGGGAAGAUGGACCGGGAACCGUCACCAUGGUUCUGGAGUUUCUAUUGCGGGUCUCGGACACACCCUGGCUAUAGAAAUAUCGCACUCGUUGAAGAAGUAUUCAUGUCCUAAUAUAGUAAUAUCAACCUCGACAAUUGUCAGCGAUCCAUUUUUGAUGGAUUUUUGACUACACUGUG